AUGGAACAAGCCAACAAUACCAGGAUAACAUAUUUUAUUGUUAAAGGUAUCUCAGAUGUCCCAGAGUUGCAGGUUCCAAUCUUUCUUCUUGUCCUGCUGAUUUAUCUCACCACACUUGCGUUUAAUGUGACCAUUCUUCUACUGGUCUGCAUGGAUCACCGUCUCCACACUCCCAUGUACUUUUUCCUGAAUAAUUUGUCUAUCCUGGAUAUCUGUUGUUCCACUAUUAGUCUCCAUAAAGUUCUUAUUACAUUUAUUCUAGGAGAUAAAACAGUUUCAUUUUUUAGCUGCUUUAUGCAAGUUUUUUUAUUUUUAUCUUUUACUUGUGAUGAGCUACUAAUUCUGACAGCUAUGAGCUAUGAUCGCUAUGUAGCCAUCUGCAAUCCUUUGCGUUACCAUGCGGUUAUGAACUAUAAGAUGUGUUCUCUUUUGGCCUGUGUCUGUUGGGUGUUGGGAUUUAUGGAUAUCCUGCCAUGUCUUUUGGAAGUAUUAUCCUUUACAUGCUACACAUCGAUGGAAAUCAAUCAUUUCUUUUGUGACCUUCUGCCGAUUAUUAAACUUUCUUGUAAUGACACCACAACUCUGGAACUUUACAUAAUUAUUGAAGGGGUUUUCCUUGCUACCUUUACCCCAUUAAUGCUGACUAUUAUUUCAUACAUUUAUAUUAUUGCCACCAUACUGAGGAUCCAGUCAGCCACAGGAAGACGUAAGGCCUUCUACACGUGUUCCUCACACCUCACAGUCGUUACCCUUCUUUAUGCCACUCUGUCUUACCAAUAUUUUCGACCGCCUGCUCUUGUCACUUUGAGCUCCAAUAAGCUUACCUCACUGUUUAACACAGCUGUUGUCCCCAUACUGAACCCAGUGAUCUAUAGCUUGAAAAAUAAAGAUGUCAUUUCAGCAUACAAACGGUUUUCAAGUUAUUUUAAAACAAAAUGGCAAAAGUGCAUUUGA
Pseudophryne corroboree (corroboree frog) is the source of this 954-nucleotide messenger RNA. RefSeq names its product olfactory receptor 5V1-like. Gene Ontology annotation, cellular component: membrane. NCBI's taxonomy places the organism in Eukaryota, Metazoa, Chordata, Amphibia, Anura, Myobatrachidae. Gene Ontology annotation, biological process: G protein-coupled receptor signaling pathway. The transcript has a single exon. Gene Ontology annotation, molecular function: olfactory receptor activity; odorant binding; G protein-coupled receptor activity. The record is from RefSeq and is a predicted model, not a curated record. Bases 1 to 954 code for a protein of 317 amino acids.